This is a messenger RNA of Cordyceps militaris CM01, 1923 nucleotides long. RefSeq names its product FHA domain containing protein. The record is from RefSeq and is a predicted model, not a curated record. NCBI's taxonomy places the organism in Eukaryota, Fungi, Ascomycota, Sordariomycetes, Hypocreales, Cordycipitaceae. Gene Ontology annotation, biological process: protein ubiquitination; mitotic spindle assembly checkpoint signaling; negative regulation of septation initiation signaling. The coding region runs from base 1 to 1923 and encodes 640 amino acids. The transcript has 5 exons. Gene Ontology annotation, cellular component: mitotic spindle pole body; cytosol; cell division site. Gene Ontology annotation, molecular function: ubiquitin protein ligase activity; protein binding.
AUGCCCGCUGAACGGCUGAACCCGGUCCACUCGCCACCUUUGUGGUGCAAAGGUCGUCUGCUGGAUCUGCUGCUAGCCGCUGUAGGUACCUGCACCUGCUGCAUCCGGGCAGUCGCGCGCAGGAAGCACCAACCACCACCCAUUGGAGCCCUUGGGGAGUUACGUCUCAUUGCGCCCGACAGAACCGCCCGCCGUCUCCUCUGCACUGCAUUGUUUAUUGUUUUGAUUGUCGCCGCCCGCAUCCCGCCGCCCAUCAUGUUCACCCAGCCUGUGCAGCCGCCCGCUGCCGCGCCCCAGCCGUCCAACACAGUGUCACCCUCACGCACCUCCCGCCUCCGAAGCCUGACCUACCUGCGCAACUACACCCACAACCACAUCCUCUCGCGCGACCCCUCCUCGACCGCCAGUGCCUCCCCCGCCGCUGCCAACAGCAACAGCAACACAAGCACCACGACCGCCACCGCCGCUGCCACCGCCUCGAGGCAGUCUGCCGGCCUCAUUCGAUCAGCCUCGUACACCCCCGGCGCCUUGACGAACCCACAGCCCGCCUCAGCCACCACGAAUCGCCUGUCCCUCAUCAGUUCGACCCCCGAUAGCAGACCAGAACGUCAAAACCCUCCCGCUGGUCCCAUGCCCGAGUCGGCGACACAAUCCCAGUUUCUUCAACACGAAUUCGACCCUGCUGCGACGGCCUCGGACAGUGACGAUCCUACUACUGCUGCUGCUGCCAUGCGAACACCUGUUGCCGACGGCCCCUCCUCAGCCGCCGGCCCCAGCUCGGCACCCGACGCCGCGCCUUCGAUCCGCCUCUCCUCGUACUUUGACCAGCGCGCAUCACGGCCCUCGCUCACCUUCUCCCCCAUCACCCGCACCCUGCCCACCGGCACCGAGGUCAUCCGCGUCGGCCGCUAUUCCGAACGCGACGCUCAACCUCUUGCCAGCGUCACUGGCAACCAGCCCUCGGCCGCCAAUGUUGGCUUCAAGAGCAAGGUUGUCAGCCGCCGCCACUGCGAGUUUUGGCAUGAAAACGGCAAGUGGUACAUCAAGGAUGUCAAGAGUUCAUCUGGCACCUUUCUGAACCACAUCCGCCUCAGUCCUCCAUCACAGGAGAGCAAGGCCUUUGCCGUCAACGACGGCGACAUUGUUCAGCUCGGUAUCGAUUUCAAAGGCGGCGAGGAAAUGAUUUUCCGCUGUGUCAAGAUGAGGCUCGAGCUCAACCGUGGCUGGCAGAACAAGCCCAAUUCCUUCAAUGUUGCUGCUCACAAGCGCCUGCGUACCAUGGCCUCGGCCAACGCACCUCCUGGUACAGCCGCCAGUAAUUCAUCCCAAGACUGUUCCAUCUGCCUAAACUCCAUCGCUCCUUGCCAAUCACUCUUUGUAGCUCCAUGCUCACAUACGUGGCACUUCAAAUGCGUCAAGUCGCUCCUCACGUCGCCUCAGUACCCCGUCUUCAUCUGCCCCAACUGCCGUGCCGGUGCCGACCUCGAGGCCGAUGUCGAGGAACCCGAGGACGAGUGGGAACUGUUCGACGAGCAGGAAAAGGACGACAAGCUCGACGCCAUCGCCGAGACUUCGCCCUCACCCACCCCAGCCACCCCGGCCGAGCAUGAGGUUUCCGACUCUGACCGCAUGGACAUAACAAUAAGCGAGCCCACCGAUGCGCCCGAGCCGUCCAAUCCCGCCACGCACGCAAUAUCCUCACCAUUGCCCAUUCGAAGCGCGUACGGUGCUCGCCGCGGCACGCCAUCGCCACCCCGUGCCGGCGCCGAAGGCCCCAUCACCCCGCGAAAUGACAUUGGGCCCUGGGUUCUCGACGGUCGCGCUGGGCGUGACGCGCCGCAUGGCGUGCAAAUGACAAGCCUCGACGCCGCAGCCACAGAAAUGGACCUUACUAUCCACGCACCCAACGAUUCUGCACAUUAG